UGCUACCAAAUGUGGGCAUAACACCGGUGUUAGCCAGCUCCCGCUAAUGCCUUGCUAAAAAAGAGAAGUGUGUAUAGGAUUAACGUGCAACAUUCAACGAGUUAUUAACGUAACGUUAAUUUUAUUAUUCGGUUGCUACCUAAGUGGUAUUUAACACCCAGUUAAAAGGUCAUUUUUAUUAAUUUUCGCGCUGUUUGAAGGAGUUUGAAGUUUGUAAGGAGUAGGAGGUGGGAAGGUCGUGGAGCUCUGAGAAGAUGUCACUGGAGUGUCCCCUCUCACCUCUGCCUCCACCUCCUCCACCCCCACCCGCGCCUUGUCAACCACCUCCUCCAUUAUCAGCGCCAAAGAAGAAACUGUACCAGACUAUAGCCAGCAACAGGAGUCCCGUAGAGGGGAAUCACACAGAGCCUCGCCUACUGCUCAGUCACAGGGAGAGUUGUUUUAGGAAAGAUUUGCAAUGGAUACUGAUGAAUUCAUAUGUGCCUUCUCUCAUCCAGGACGGUCCACAGUGUGGUCUGGUGGCUUUGUGGAUGGCAGCUCACCUCCGACAGCCACAGCUGAGUAUUAAUAUGGAUGCCGUUGUUCAGACGGCAAUGAGCAAGGGAUACACUGCUCAGGGAGAAAUGUUUUCAGCAUACAACAUGACCCUGUUGGCAGAAGAUGUUUGUGGCUGUAAGGCUGAACUUCUGUCAGGAGGUCUGAGUGGUAGUAAUGGUGCAGCCAUGAUCACUCACCUGUGGGGAGGACAGCCUGUUCUCGUUCCGUAUCCUGCAUACACAAAAGGCAACUAUAAAGGUGUGCACAGGUAUGAUGAGGACUGUAACCAUGAACCAUGCCAGCGUGGUGGUCAUAGGGCACACUGGGCUGUUGCUUCAGGUGUUCUCCUCGGUUUGGACCAGGGCAUUGUAAGCAGCGCUCACACUCAGGCUGAUCCCACCCUGCCAUGGCUUGAUCUUGCCACCGACAGCUGUCCUUGUCCUGUCGGCAGCUCAGCAGUCAGAGAGGUUUACAUCCUGGCUAAGCAGGGUAAAAGCCUACGCUACCAGCUGUGGAGUCUGGAUCUUGUCGCUGAGAGCAAUGAGCAACUGAGGACGAUGGAUCCUCAGAGAGCCAACGAUGGGACUCAGUAUGUGGUUCCUGAAGGAGGGGUGGAGGCUGGGCUGGCUGGACAGGUGGUGUUGCUCCACACAAGAAGAGGCAGUAGAAAGUGACACUGCUCUGAGAUCAGCAGAGUUUUAUCUGUUGAGAAAUUAUAUUAGCAAAGUAACACAUUUUAAAUAAGUGAUUAUUUUAUGUUGACGUUAUUUUUAAUAAAUUCAAAAGUAUUCAGAGUAUUUUCCCCCUUGUAGCUGCUAUAAAUUUAGUAAAUGAAUGCAUAGAAGUACAAUAUAUAUUUUCAUUCAAUGACUGAAUGUAAAUUAAAGUAAUUUAAAAUAA
Melanotaenia boesemani (Boeseman's rainbowfish) is the source of this 1437-nucleotide messenger RNA. It is a transcript of the gene actmap, whose product is annotated as chromosome 9 C19orf54 homolog. Lineage: Eukaryota; Metazoa; Chordata; Actinopteri; Atheriniformes; Melanotaeniidae. The transcript has 7 exons. Bases 255 to 1211 code for a protein of 318 amino acids. The record is from RefSeq and is a predicted model, not a curated record.